Messenger RNA from Penicillium cataractarum, 1827 nucleotides. Its product is annotated as RNA polymerase-associated protein. Gene Ontology annotation, cellular component: Cdc73/Paf1 complex. The record is from RefSeq and is a predicted model, not a curated record. The transcript has 3 exons. The coding region runs from base 1 to 1827 and encodes 608 amino acids. Gene Ontology annotation, molecular function: RNA polymerase II C-terminal domain phosphoserine binding; DNA binding. Lineage: Eukaryota; Fungi; Ascomycota; Eurotiomycetes; Eurotiales; Aspergillaceae.
AUGACGGACGAUUUGGAUGCGGAGCUUCUGGCUCUGGCCGGUGAUUCUGAGGAAGAACACUCACCUCCUCCUCAAAAAGAUGAUUCCCCAGAGCCUUCUCCUUCCCCACGCUCAUCCGACCGCGAUCAAUCACCUGAAACAAUGGGGCGCAAAGGAACCGCAAAGUCCUCCCGCCGCGGGAAGAAACCUCCAAGAGACGAAGAGGACGGUGAAGUGUCCGAAGCGGAGUCCCACGACUCCCUCCAAUCUGCACCCAUGUCCGAGUCCGACUCUGAAGCUGGCGAGGCCAGCGACGAUGAGGAUCGACCCAUCUUUCCGUACGAUAAGCUUUACUACUCUGCAAAGGAGAAGCAAGAAAUUAUGGCCAUGCCCGAAAUCCAACGUGAGGAAUUGCUAUCAGAACGUGCUCAGCAAGUCGACCGCCACAACCAAGAUCUGGCUCUGCGCCGUCUUCUAGCCUCUCGCGAGCGCGAAGAAGCGCGUGCCGCCGCCAAACAGGCGAAGCGCAAGGCGGGCUCCGCCGGCCUCGAUGAUACCCAGCGCAAGAGUUCCCGACAGAAGACCACCCUGGGCGGCCGCAAAGUUGGAGAAACCUCUGAUGCCAUCGAGGCUUACAAGCGCCAGCGUGAGCAGAAGGGGAAGCGCGAUGAACUCCGCCGCCGAGACCCUACGCAGUCGCGCCGUCGCUCCCGUUCUCGCGGCUCUGAUGUCUCUGACGAAGAUGGCGAGCUUGAGAGUGACCUCGAGGAUCGCCGCUCACCUUCAAUUCCUAAGGAUGAUCCCCCUGCCGAGCUCCGUGACAUUCAGCGUGCUCGCGUCGGCCGCAGCAACUUCGCUCAGGUCUGCUUCUACCCCGGAUUCGAGGAUGCCAUUACUGGCUGCUAUGCUCGUGUCAACAUCGGCCCUAACCACGAGACUGGCCUGAACGAGUACCGCCUUUGCUUGAUCCAGGGCUUCAACACGGGAAAGUCUUACGCGAUGGAGGCUAAGAAUGGCCGUCCGUUCAUUACCGACCAGUAUGCCAAGCUGGCCCAUGGCAAGGCUGUGCGAGACUUCCCAUUCAUUGCUUGCUCCGACUCUUCGUUCACCGAGGCCGAAUACAACCGUUACCGCAAGACUUUGGCAGUCGAGGAUUGCAAGAUGGCUACGCAGAGCAAGCUGGCCUCCAAGGUCGCAGACAUCAACCGUCUCAUUAACCACGUGUUCACCCCCGAGGAGAUGAGCCGCAAGUUGCGCAGACAAGGUGUUCUGGACGAAGAUACGAAUAUCCUCCGACGUGCUGAUCUCGAGCGCGACAUCAAGCUUGCUCGCGCCAGCAGUGACGAGGAGAAAGCUGAGAAGCUCCAAAAGGAGCUGGAUGAAAUUGUGAACCCCAAGCUUUCCUGGGGCACAUCCCUGAUCAAGCCACAGUCAGGCUCUGAGAAGAAGCUCUCCGAAGCCGAACGUGUCCACCAGAUCAACCUCCGGAACCAAAAGCUGAACUACGAGAACGUGCGCCGUGCUCAGCUCGAGGAGCGAAAGGCUGCUCGCAAGAGUGCCGCUGCCGUGGCUCGCGGAGAGGCCGCCCCGGAUCCCUUCAUGCGCGUUCGCACUGUUGCUAAAACACACCACGACCUUUCCGACAAGCCCAAGGAUGCCGCGACUGACGGCACACCCACUGAUACCCCCAAGGAGUCGCCCAAGGUUAACAGUGAUAGCCCCGCGCGUGCGGUCGCUGCCACUGGUGUCACACCCAAGAAGCCCAAGAGCGGUUUCAUGAUCAGCUACCGUAACACGGAUGAUGAGAAUAUUGCCGCCUUGGAUAUGGACAUCGAUAUCGAGAUCUAG